AUGAGCCCAUUUAUAAAGGGUAGACAAAGAAGAACAGAAGAAAUUUUGAAAGGUGAUCUGAAGCACCAUAAUGAUGACGGGCUUGUAAAAAGUGUUAUAGAUGAUUUGGAAGAUGCCAUAUCAGCUAUUGAAGACCUAAAGUUUUUCCUAGCGACAGCACCACUUAAUUGGCAUGAAAAUCAAGUCAUAAGAAGAUAUUAUUUGAACAAUUCACAAGGCUUUAUAUCUUGUGUUUUUUGGAACAGCUUAUAUUAUAUGACUGGAACUGACAUAGUUAAGGCGUGUAUGUACAGAAUGGAAAAAUUUGGUCGUAAGGUAAUAGAAAGGAAGAAGUUCGAAGAGGGACUUUUCUCUGAUUUGCGGAACUUGAAGUGUGGACUGGAUGCAACUUUAGAACAGCCGAAAUCAAAGUUUUUAAAGUUCUUAUUCCGCAAUCUAUGCCUCAAGACCCAAAAGAAGCAAAAGGUAUUCUUUUGGUUUAGCAUUCCACACGAUAAACUCUUUGCAGAUGCCCUUGAGAGGGACCUCAAAAGAGAAUUCAAUGGCCAGAAUCCAACUACAAUCGCAAUUCAAGAACCAGCCUUGUCAUUUAAUUACGACCAGGAUUCCAAACUGUCACUCCAAGAACAACUGAGCCGCCAUAUUUCGACAAAGAAAUGCAACACAAUUACAAAAUCUGGAGAUAAAGACAUAAGUAAAAAUAAAAUUACAAAUGCUGUUGUCGAUAACCAAAAUGAGGAGCAAAAGGAGGCAAAUGAUAUCUCUUCUUUAGAGGAAGUAAGCAAUUCUGUUAAUAUUGGUGAUCCAUUGUCGAGAUCAAACCAUUCUUCAUCUUAUGCAUACUCAAAAUUUCAAAGCUGUAACACAUCUCAUGCUCAAAGUGCUAUCAGCUCUCCUCUAAGCCCUACAAACAAUCUUCCCGCUAGUAUGGAUACUGACUAUUCAAGUGAUUUAAAGGAACUGACAUCAGAUUCUCCAAAUUUUGAUAACGAUGAUAAUUUUAUGAAUAUUAAAAUUGAAUAUCCUGACGAGAAUAUUAGUAAUGGAUUUCUGGCUACUAGUUUGAACCCAGACCAAAGCUUUUUGUAUUACGACGAUCGGAAUAUGGAGAUUGAUAAAAAUUCCAGCAUUGAUACAAACAAAAUUGUUACGGCACAAUUUUCACCGUUCUUGGUCUCGGCUAGUUUGGAUCCACAAUAUUUAUUGCCCCAUGUCCAACGAACACCAUUUCAGGAUAUUAAAUCAGCCGCAAAAGAUGGUGCAUUUACAACUCAGAAGAUAAAUCCUUCUGUAGGGAAUAAUUUACACUUCCCUUACCCGGAGGUUACUAGCCCUGGAUUAGUGGAUAGCAUAACUUUAAGUGAACUGUUAGACGAGAAUUGCAAUAAUGCAAGCUUUGAACUGAACAAUGAGCGAGUCAAAAUCUCUUCUCAGGAAUUGUCAAUAUGGAAUAUGUUACCUCACAAUUCAACUUCGCAUAUGACUCCUGUUUUUCAUUCAUUAUUGAGUGCUGGUAUUAAAGGUACCCACCUCCCAGCGUAUAGUCCAUUCUUAACAACAACUCCUUGGGGUAGCUUGUCAUCACCAUUCUCUAGUGCUAAAAGUAACAAGUCAUCACAAAGACGACAGUCGCAGUUUGACACCAGAACCUUGGGAAAAAGGAGAAAAACAAAAACCUGCUCUAAAUAUUCAUCCCCAAAUGGUAUUGCUAGAAAUACAAAACCCAAUAAGGUAUUAAAAAACAGUAUAAACAAAAUGAUAGAUACCUUACGUUCAAAUACAAAAAAUGUAAGUUAG
Nakaseomyces glabratus is the source of this 1797-nucleotide messenger RNA. RefSeq names its product STE domain-containing protein (gene STE12). Gene Ontology annotation, cellular component: Tec1p-Ste12p-Dig1p complex; Ste12p-Dig1p-Dig2p complex; nucleus. Gene Ontology annotation, molecular function: DNA-binding transcription factor activity. Lineage: Eukaryota; Fungi; Ascomycota; Saccharomycetes; Saccharomycetales; Saccharomycetaceae. The record is from RefSeq and is a predicted model, not a curated record. Gene Ontology annotation, biological process: regulation of DNA-templated transcription; regulation of pseudohyphal growth; sexual reproduction.